AGUUUUUGUGCCCGUUGCACUUGUACUUCAUAUUUUGUAUGCAUUGUUUCAAGGGGAAUAUGCAAGUGUAUAUAAAGGGUCUGCCACGGCUGUGUCUUCAUUAGUUAUCAGAACGAUUAGUUCUCAGCAGCAAAAAGUAAACGGAGAGAAUGAAUAUCCACGUAGUUUUGUCUUUAUUUGUUGUCCUCUGCCUGACUUUGAUAUCUGGCCAGAGGGAGGACUGCGAGGCACUGCAACGCGCUUGCGAUAGUUGCUCGAGGAGAUUGAAUAAUUCGUCGGAUCGUGGCCUGCCCCUGUUGAAUAGGGAGUGCAGGCAGAAGACUCGUAGUACCUGGGUUUGGCGCAAUGUUACCCGAUGCGAACUGACCAGAUUAAACUGUAUCGGAUCUAAUCGUCGCAUGAACUGUGCAGAUAUAGCUGAACUUGCUGGUAUGCGACGUGUCAGGAACUGAGGAACUAUUGAGCUGAUUUGAUAUGAUGAUUUAAAUUUAAUUUAAAAUAAAAUAUAUACAAGAGAGCAUUGAAGUAAAA
Molecule: messenger RNA, 531 nt
Organism: Drosophila guanche
Lineage: Eukaryota; Metazoa; Arthropoda; Insecta; Diptera; Drosophilidae
Gene: Eig71Ed
Exons: 3
Coding region: 150-452 (100 amino acids)
Source: RefSeq, a predicted model, not a curated record